Paraglomus occultum is the source of this 2787-nucleotide messenger RNA. The record is from the annotation of a GenBank genome assembly. Lineage: Eukaryota; Fungi; Glomeromycota; Glomeromycetes; Paraglomerales; Paraglomeraceae.
AUGCGCCUUGACAUUAAGCGAAAGCUUUUAUCUCGGUCAGAUCGCGUAAAAUGUGUAGACUUCCACCCAACAGAGCCAUGGCUUCUUGCCAGCUUGUACAAUGGCAAAGUUUAUGUCUGGAAUUAUGAAACUGAGGCUCUGGUGAAGACAUUUGAGGUGACGGAUGUCCCGGUUCGGGCGGCAAAAUUUAUUGCCAGAAAAAACUGGAUCGUUACUGGAUCAGAUGAUAUGCAGCUUCGCGUUUUCAAUUACAAUACACACGAGAAAGUAACAAGUUUGGAAGCUCAUCCCGAUUAUAUUAGAUGCAUCGCUGUUCAUCCUACACAACCCUUCAUAUUAACUGGCUCCGAUGACAUGACUAUUAAAUUAUGGGAUUGGGAGAAAGGAUGGAAAUGUGUCCAGGCUUUCGAAGGGCAUACUCAUUAUGUCAUGAAUAUCAACUUCAAUCCUAAAGAUUCCAACACUUUUGCGUCAGCUUGCUUGGACCGCACCAUCAAAGUUUGGUCUCUCGGAUCUUCUGUCGCCAAUUUCACUCUCGAAGGACACGAUAAAGGUGUUAAUUGGGUUGAUUACUACCACGGAGGAGAAAAGCCAUACCUCGUAUCGGCUGCUGAUGAUAAAACUGUCAAGAUCUGGGACUAUCAAAACAAGACCUGUGUUCAAACGUUGGAAGGUCAUACCCAGAAUGCAGCAUUCGCUUGUUUUCAUCCCGAGCUACCUAUAAUCAUAUCCGGUAGUGAAGAUGGAACGGUUAAGAUUUGGCAUUCUAAUACCUAUCGCCUGGAAAACACUCUCAAUUACGGUCUAGAACGUGCUUGGACUGUUGCAUACCAAAAAGGAAACAAUAACGUUGCCUUUGGUUAUGACGAAGGUGCCGUUUGUGUUAAGCUCGGACGAGAAGAGCCGGCAGUAAGCAUGGACAAUUCAGGGAAAAUUAUAUGGGCCAAACAUAACGAAAUUCAAACUACUAAUGUGAAAGCUGGUUUUGACGAGAAUAUCAAGGAUGGGGAACGAUUACCUUUGCCAGUAAAGGAUCUUGGAAGUUGUGAGGUAUAUCCACAGACUUUACAACACAGCCCAAAUGGAAGGUUCGUCGUUGUUUGUGGUGACGGUGAAUAUAUAAUAUAUACGGCAUUGGCAUGGCGAAACAAGGGCUUUGGCAAUGGGUUGGAAUUCGUGUGGGCUCUUGAUUCAAACGAAUAUGCCGUACGAGAAUCUUCGACAAAGGUUAAACUGUAUAAGAAUUUUAAGGAGAGACCUGGAAUUUUGAAGAUAAAGUUCACCGCUGAAGGCAUAUUUGGUGGCACGUUGUUGGGUAUUAGAAGUUCUACCUUUUUAAAUCUUCAUGACUGGGAAACCGGUAACAUUGUUCGGAGGAUUGACGUGAUUCCAAAGCACGUUUAUUGGUCGGAUAGCGGAGAUCUGGUGACCAUUGCUUGUGAAGAUGCGUAUUAUGUCUUACGGUUUAAUAGAGUAGCUUAUAAUAAGUUCAUAGAAAGCGGGGGCGUAGUUGCUGAAGAAGGGGUUGAAGAAGCGUUUGAGUUUGUUACCGAAGUUCCCGAAAGCAUAAAAACAGGGACAUGGGUUGGAGAUUGCUUUAUUUAUACAAAUGCUGUUAAUCGACUUAAUUAUCUUGUUGGUGCACAAACCUUUACCAUAAGUCAUUUUGAUACACCAAUGUACUUGUUGGGCUAUAUUCCGAAAGACAACCGAAUAUAUCUGGCGGACAAAGACGUCAAUGUUUACAGUUAUGCACUGUCAUUGACCGUAAUCGAAUAUCAAACUGCUAUCCUGCGAGGUGAUCUUGAAUCGGCCACGGAACUCUUGCCAGAUGUGCCUGAAGAUCAAAGGAAUAGAAUAGCACGCUUUUUGGAGAGUCAAGAAUUAAAGGAACUCGCCUUGGAAGUUUCAACUGAUAUCGAACAUAAAUUUGAGCUCGCCAUACAGUUGAAUAAGCUUGACGUGGCCGUUGAAAUUGCACGAGAAGUUGACAACGAAUCAAGAUGGAAAGCUGUUGCCGAUUCAGCUCUAAAUACAUGGAAGUUCUCUCUAGCCGAAGAAUGUUUGAAGAAAGCCAAGGAUCUAGGCGGACUACUUUUAUUGUAUACUGCAUCCGGAAACGCAAAGGCGAUCAAGGAACUUGCAGAGACAGCUGUUGCCGACGGCAAGAACAACAUAGCAUUCACUUGCUACUUGCAACUUGGUUCACUAGAAGAAUGUGUCGAUUUGUUGAUAAAGACAAAGCGUCUUUCGGAAGCUGCAGCAUUUGCAAGAACCUAUCUUCCGAGUCAAGUUUCAAGGGUAGUCAAACUGUGGCGCGAGAGUCUUGAAAAGGCCAACAAGAAAAAAGCUGCCGAAGCAUUAGCUGAUCCAGCAGAAUAUGAGAAUUUAUUCCCGGACUUCAAAUAUGCAUUGAUUGCUGAAGAACAUGCAAAGAAGGCACGAAAUAAUAUUGUUCCAGCAAACGCGUACUCAGAUUAUAAGGACGUUGAAGUUGACGUUAUUGCAGAAAUUAAGGAAAAAUAUCCUGAUGGUGUUCAAUCUUCUAAUCCUGCAUCAAUUAAUACUAAACUCAAUAUCGCGAGGAGAACUAUAAACGGCGAGGUGGAAGACGAUGUAUUAUCAUCAGUUACGUCUGUAGACGAUGAUCGCAUCAGCGUUGCAGAUAAUAUGAGCAUGCUUAGCAUGGAAGUGAACACCACCGGCACCAAUUCAGUCAAGGACGUUGACUUUGACGAUGCCUCAUCUGAGCAGGAACGGCCGACGACAGGUGAUGAUAAAGACUGA